Messenger RNA from Onychostoma macrolepis, 907 nucleotides. RefSeq names its product suppressor APC domain containing 1 (gene sapcd1). Lineage: Eukaryota; Metazoa; Chordata; Actinopteri; Cypriniformes; Cyprinidae. The record is from RefSeq and is a predicted model, not a curated record. Bases 375 to 860 code for a protein of 161 amino acids. The transcript has 4 exons.
UCAAAAUGAUGGCAAAGACGAAAUCGGGUGGUUCCAGUUUCAACUGACAGCUCAGGGUUUCUUAUUGACAGCUUGCUUAACGGAAUAAUGUCUUACGAUCACAAAAUCUUAUCUCUGUUAUCAUCUUUAGGUGCAUGUUUAGAGUUCUGGUUUUGCGGUGUAAGUAAUUCAGCCAUCAUAACUACCGAUGCUGUUCAUCAUCAGCUUUUAUAGAAAUUUGAGAAUCUAUUUACAUUCCUUCCAUCCGUCCUUCCCUCCGUCCCUCCCUCUCUUGCUCAUUCUCACAAGGCUUCAUAUUUCUUUGUUUCUUGCCUUCUCUGUCCUGAUUAUUCAUUUUGUGUUAUGUCUUGAGUUUGGUGCCAGCGUUUGUACACAUGGCAUGUGAUGGCUAUUACACCGUCCUCAUCAUUCCUCUCCAGAACAGCCUCUACAGCCCUGACGCACUGCACUGCUUUCACUGGCUAAAGAGACGUAGAGACCUGGAAAGACAAAAAGACCUCCUGUGGGCUGGACUACAGGUUGUGGAACAAACACAGCUGUGGUACCAGAAUCGCCUGAAGCUGAAUUUAAAAAGGCAAGUUAGCUUCAGCACAGGAGACUUGGAUGGAGAGGGCAGGUGGUCCUGCGCUAUGCGGUCUUGUAUGCAGCGUGUGAAUGGCAGUCUGGGUAAUCUGAUGAGUGACUCCUGUGUCUGGAACAAUCUGGCCCCAGAGGAGAGUGGUGGAUCGGACUGGGACCUCCGGUGGAGCAAUGCCACAUUGGUCGAGGAAGUGAAUCAGAAGAAUCAACAGAUUUCCAUGUUGGAGCAUGAGAAGGCACAACUUCUUCAGCAGCUGGUGUCUUACAACACACCUGAUUGAUGACAUCCACACAUUUUCAACUUUAAUUACAAAAGGGUUUCAUUCAG